Molecule: messenger RNA, 2058 nt
Organism: Talaromyces marneffei
Lineage: Eukaryota; Fungi; Ascomycota; Eurotiomycetes; Eurotiales; Trichocomaceae
Exons: 7
Coding region: 1-2058 (685 amino acids)
Biological process (GO): Golgi to plasma membrane transport
Cellular component (GO): exomer complex
Molecular function (GO): protein binding
Source: RefSeq, a predicted model, not a curated record
AUGGUUCAGCCUGCUGUGCCUGAAAUCUAUGAGGAGGAGGAUGUCUUUACCGCGGUCGACGCACGCACGGAAUCUCUGCAAAACUUACGAGAAUUAGGACCUCCGGAUUUGGUCUACCUCGUCAAGCAAUCCAAGACCAAUCCGACACGCCAGACCGGCGUCUAUCACCAUGUCACAGGUGUCGAUGCAUCGUCAUCCGCCAGUCUCGCCGCAUACGUUAAUACCCUUACAUAUUCGCCCGUCGAUAAACAGAAUAAGGUGGUCUCAGGAGUGUACUGUUGUUAUAAUGCCUUUUCUCACUUGGAUAUGCGAGUAGAGGUCAAGAUUCCUGGCAGUCUCGAGAGCUAUUGUAUCGACGAGCGCGGAGACAAACGUGUUGCGACAGAAGCUUUGUGGCUUGAGACGUUCCUUUGCGCAGUCCUUAGAGCGUACACGUACGCAGACGAUGGAACAGGUGAUGCAAUCAAGAAAAUUGUCGGGGUGCGCAGAUUCAACCCGGUGACGAAUACUGAAAUGGAGCACAAGUUCUUGGACGCUGCGGAGAGAUUAUUUUUCAUGGGACGACAACUCAGUUCCGAACCCGAAACACAAGUCCCCAAUACCGUCGCAAAUCAUUUAACAUCGGGCCUUCUUAAGUAUAUACACACUACUGGUCGGUACGCGUCAGGGAUCAACCUCUUUGAGAAAUUGCGAACAAAGGACGUAGAGGUGUCUUCGCUUCUCGCGCGAGUCCUGAUUUCCGCGGAUGAGGAGGUGCAGGCUGUUCGGCUCAUGCAUGACGCGCUGCAGGAUGUGCCAAUGGACUAUGCGCUUUUAGAUUGUCAAGCGGCUUUCUGUUUAAGCAAGGGAGAACCAGAGCUUGCGCUUGAAUGCGCCAAGCGCAGUGUCACUGCGGCACCCAGCGAAUUCAGUACAUGGGCUCGACUUGCCGAAGUAUACGUUACCUUGGAGCAGUGGGACUUGGCGCUUCUUACUUUGAACUCAUGCCCGAUGUUUACGUAUCAAGAUAAAGAUAUUCCUCGCAUGCCUCCGCCAUCUCGAGUUCUUCUCCCUAUAUUAGCGGAGAGUGCCUUGGAUGAGAUUGAUGAAGGCCAGCCAAAGCAAGGAGAUCCACAUGACUUUGUUCAUCCGUCUCUGCGAAAGCUUCACGCUACCGGAUACCAGGGCACAUUUCUCAAAGCCUACGAGCUGCUCACAAAGAUUGCCGCUGCUAUCGGAUGGGAUCAGCUCUUGAAAAUUCGAAGUGAUGUGUUUGUCAUGGAAGAAGAGUAUCGGGUGGAACGCCAGCAAACGACCAAACCAAGCAACUCGCAAAAUGCUAGUACCGUCGCGCUUCACCUGCCCCAAAGUCCUAAUACAGCCACAGCCAGUGAUGCCGAGACGGACGAGGGCCAUUCCGGCGAAGCAAACGGCACUGGAAACGGAACUGGGAAUCUCGACCCAGUGGAAGCCAACACAAUUGAGAAACCAGAGCAGAUUGUAGCUUCUGAAACUGUCAAGUCUGGAAACGAAGAUCCGGAUCCUUCCCACGCCGAGUACGCUCAAUUCCAGAACAAACGGCUAUGUGAGCGGUGGUUGGAUAACUUGUUUAUGGUCUUAUACGAGGAUCUUCGCAUUUACACUAUAUGGCGAUCGGAAAUGGCUCAUUCACGACACCAAUCGCUUGAGUACAAGAAAACAGCAACCGAGUGGGAGAUUCUGGGAGAGCUGGCUGAGCGACUUCAUCACUUUGACGAGGCGAUUGAGGCAUACAGGCAGUGUCUGUCGAUACGGUUCUCGCCCAAGGCUAUGCGUGGUGUCUUGAAGCUAUAUGAGAAGCAAGGAGAUACUCGAGGCAUGCUUAAUGCGCUGAUUCGGUUGAUUGCCUGGCAGUAUCGCUGGUACUCCGAGUUCUCGCCCGAUUUGUUAUUCUUAGUGCGCAAACUCAUCGAAGAGGAAGGCGCCGUCAAAGUCCGCAGCAUCGUACAAGCGACCAACCUGCCACAACAUGUGCUCGACUUGACACACCAGUACUGCCAAGUCUGUGCUACAUUUCGCAGCACUGGCAGCGAUGUCUGA